GCUGUGAAAGUAACACUAUUCGGCGUUACAUUUUUCGUUCCAAUAGCUAAAGUCCUGGGUGUAAUUAACGCUAAUCGUGUAGCCAAACAUUUGGGAUUUCUUCCAUUUCUAAAACCCUUCCGCCUAAACCUUUUUCUUAUAAACUUGAGCUCAGCCCUGUAGCUCUUUCGUUUCAUUUCUCAAAUUAAAGGUUGAAAUCGAUGUAAAUUACUCUUUGUUUUCCUUUCUCAAAUCCCAGUCUCUAUGCAGCAUUCUUCUCACAAGCUCUCAUGUGAAAUGCUUGCAUAUUGCUUUCCUUUAAUCAUUCAGCUAUCAAAUUACAAAAGCAGGAUUAUCCAUAACAUUGGUUUGCUUGUGGGUAAUUUGAAGUAUAGGAGAACAUAUUCCAGCCAGAAUCUACUUGAGCCAGUUAGUGGAAGGAUCAUCACUAGUAGUCAAUUUGUUAAUCAUCCUUCUCAAAGAAGUUUUAGUCAAUCUAGUUGUUAUCAGAAAUUCGCGCCUGUUGAAACUCAUCCUAUCCUUCGGUGCAGUAGUCUUCAGCAUCGGUUCAAAAAUUGGCAAGAACUGAGAAAGCAUAAAUUGACAGCUAGCACAUUUGCUGGGGCUAUCGGCUUUUGGCCUUUGCGAAGGACCCAGCUCUGGCUAGAGAAACUUGGGGCGAUUGAGCCUUUUUCUGGUAACUUAGCUACAUGUUGGAGCAAUAUCAAAGAAGAGGAAGCACUUGAAAGAUAUAAACUGAUUACUGGGAAUACAAUUGAGUUUCCUGAAUUUCAGGUUUAUGGUAAGAUGAAUCCUGAAGACAGUUGGUUAGCAGCUUCACCUGAUGGCUUGGUGAACAGUGUUUAUGGGUUGCCUCCUGGGGGAGUAUUGGAGAUAAAAUGUCCAUAUAUUGAUGGGAAAAUGGAAGAGACUUUCCCUUGGAAGCGCAUCCCCCUCUAUUGCAUUCCACAAGCUCAGGGUUUAAUGGAAAUCAUGGACCGGGAAUGGAUGGAUUUCUAUGUUUGGACUCCUAACGGAAGCAGUCUGUUUAGGAUUUACCGAGAUGUAAAAUACUGGAAUGUUCUGAAAUCGGCACUCUCUGACUUUUGGUGGAAGCAUGUUCAACCAGCUAAAGAAAUAUGCAGUAAAAAUGUGAUAACAGAUCCCCUCAGAGAAUUAAAAUCAAUAAGGCCAGACUCCAGGCAUGAAUCAUGUGGCGAUAUAGUUCGUCAAAGCAAACUUGUAGCUGAUAACUCCAAUUUAUUGAUUCGUGAAAUAAAUGGACAACUGAUAACCUGAUUUGAUGACUGAGAUAUUGAAUUUUAAACCAAGUCUAAUUCAUUAAUACCAAUGCUUACUUGAGGUUUUAACAAUUAUUGAAAAUUUUGGUUACCAUGAGUUUCCUCAGAGGAAGAAGAUCAAGUUUGGAAGUGCUUGUUCAUAAUGGUUGUUUUUCUAGAUGAAUGAAAUUACUAUUAGGGGCACUUCUCCCUUUAGUUGGACAAAGCUGAAUGCCUAUGGUUGUUGCAAGAGUUCACAGGAACCUCAGCUGGUAAGUGAAUAUUGAGAAAUGACGAAGACUAUAUUGCUAAAUAGGGUCUUCUGAAGUUUGCUAUCCAUCAUGCUUUUAAUUGUAUGAUAAUGUGUUUUUUUUUUCUUGCGAUGCUUAAAAUGCUCUGGAAUGGAAAAGCUAACUCUUGGUUGAAUCUGGUUCACGUUGGCACGAAGUUGGACAGCAAAAUCUUGUAGGCAUGUUUCUAAUAAAGCAUUGUUACAUGGUUGUAGCAACUUGUUGACUAGAGGUUGGCAUGGAUAAUAUUGCACUAACCUUAGAGAGGCUACGAGUAUCCUAAUCAAUGAGCUUAUACAAGGAAUUGCCCGGCUAUAUAUUUGAUGAUCCUCCAGCCUGGCUGAUUCCUGUUGUAAGAAGUCAUCCUUUCUGGUUGUUUGGCUCUAAGUUUGUCUCAGUUGUAAUUUUAACUUCAAAGGGAGAUAGGAAACCUUGUUGGGGACCUAAUACAUUUUAUUUAGGUCCUUUUUCUUAUUUCCUGGAGUGGACAAUUGUGGGACAUUUGAAGGAAGAGGCUACAAAUUGACCUUUAGGCAAUGGUAGAAAGCUGAUCAAGGCAAAAUUCUGCAGCCAACUGAUCUUUAAGGGGACUAUAGGCCUUCUUCUAUGUAGAUUCAAUGAUGACUUAUCUUAAGGUUAGCAUUUCUAGUUACAUAUCUUAUAUUGGGGAUGGGAAGAAGAAGUGCUUAGAAGCAUGCUUGCUACAGAUUCAAAUGAGACUGAUUUAUCAUGAUAGGUGUUUCCAAAGUGUAAUCACUCAACUUUUAAUAAAGUGAACUACCUAUGUGUUUUCUUGUGCUA
Molecule: messenger RNA, 2350 nt
Organism: Gossypium raimondii (Peruvian cotton)
Lineage: Eukaryota; Viridiplantae; Streptophyta; Magnoliopsida; Malvales; Malvaceae
Exons: 2
Coding region: 244-1278 (344 amino acids)
Source: RefSeq, a predicted model, not a curated record